GGGUGGCUGUGGCUCUGGGUUGGCGGUCCGAUCCCCAGUUCCUCCGUGUCCACAUGUCGAAGUGACAGGCCAGUGCCUUGCAUGGCAGCUCCUUCGCCAUCGGUGUGUGAAUGAGAGGCCAAUUGUAAAGCACUUUGUCCUUUUUAAGGUAGAAAAGCGCUAUGCGUAAUUUUAUCCACUUCCCCUCUGUAACAUACCAUUAGACAUAACAAUCUGUAGCAUCCUCCCACACAGAAGCACCUGUCCCACACAAUGCCCCACUAUCAGCCCCCCCUGUUAUUAAACCCACAGCUCCUUUACUUCACUGACCCUCCUCCCUCCCUGCAGGUAGUCAUUGAUCUGAACUCCUGGGAGGAUAAGAUCAGGUUGACCCCCGGGUCACAGAUCCAGCCCCCUGCGGGACAAAGACCACUUUGUGGGUCCCCCCUGUCAGGAACCCACCUCUGUUAAAGCCUCAAAUACCUGCACAGGAACCAAACCAUGAUAAUCACCUGCUCAGGUGUCACCUGAUAGCCAAUAAGACCUGAACUGAAUGGGCUAAAGGUCCCCCCACCUCCUCAGGUAGGACUGAUAAACACAGUUAGUGGAGCUGAGAGUUUAUUCUGUUAGGAAACAACACUACAAGAGCACUCAAACGGCUUCUACCUUCUCUAUUGGCUGCUAAUGUCCACCAGAACUGUCUGAGUCAUUACAAUGACGCAGAGUUUAACACUAAUCUUUAUUCAAUGAAGAACCCCCAACUUCUACAGCUGCCACCCCACGAAUAAGGUACAAGUCAUGUUUCUGAUAUGGAUUUUCAUGCUAUCUGCUGUUCCAAAUGCACUUUCUGGCAGCUCCAUCUUUUGCCCAGACCCAGAGGCCAGCGACCACAACACAGAUCACAUGAUUGAUUGUCUCGGCCUGCGCUUCACCUGGCUCCACUCGGUCUUUGAUAAUUUCCCCUCGCUGCUGAAUUUUGCUCUGGAGCUACGCUGUGCGACGGGGCUUUGUCCACGGGACCUGGAAGAUUAUGGCUGCUCCUGCAGAUAUGUGGCCGCUGGAAACCCUGUGGAUCCUCUGGACGUCUGCUGUGAGACUCACAGGCUGUGUUACCAGAACUCUGCCCCCUGCAGGCAGGAGCUGCCGCUCCUCCCAAACAACUUCACCUGUUCAGCAGCAAACACCAGCUGUGAUGCUGGUGAUUGGUGUCUGCAGAGGUUUUGUGAAUGUGACCAGGCUGCCAUUGACUGCAUGACUCAGAGCUCAUACAACGCCACACUGAGAGGCCUCGCCGAGUCAUCCUGCUCUGCUACAAAUCAAACAGAUGUGCUCAGCAGCACCGCGGAGACCAGCGAAGCCUCCAGAGGAGCAGAUGUUCUCUCAGCAGGAAACGAUUCUGUGAGCUACCCGCUCUCCAACUCUUCCCUCCUGUCAGCAGAAAUGGACCCGCUAAUGACCAGCAGAGUGGAUAACCGGAGCGACACAGCGGGGAUGGAUGGGGACCUCAUCACCCUGCCUCCAGGCCCGGCCCCCAUACUGACGCCUGCUGAGUUUGAGGAAGGUGAAGGUGGUGCAGAGGAGGUAGGAGGAGAGGAAGAGGCGACACACACAAGUUUCAUCUCUAAAGAUUUGAAUGAGGCUGUGACAGAGGAAGCACUAGAGCUGGAAGAGAUAAAUAAGGAUCAGACGACCCACAAUCCUUCAGCAAUCAGCCCUGAUUCAGUUUUGUUCGUCCACGACAGAGAAACACUGAGCGAAGCAGAGUCAGAGCCGACCAGACGCUCUUCUCUGAGCUUUGGAGAUGAAAACAUGGCGACGUCUUCAACACCAGCAGCUUCACACGUCGACAUCACACCUUCCAAUCAGACUACAACACCAUCUGAGGAAGGUUCAGUCGACAUCACAACUUCAUCACUGCCAUCAGCAAAACCACAAAUCAGUCCAUCUGAGAAAAUAACCAUAUCCAGUGCGAUGGCCUUAAAGUCAUCUGAGGAGGAGGAUGAUGAUGGUGAUGCUGAAGGGGAGCAGGAAGCUUCAGAUGAACAUGUCAAGGAUAUUCUCACAACUGCCAAAACAGUCACAACACAGAGUGUAACCACUGAGGAGUCCAACGAGCUGACCGGAAGCUCGACGCCGUCCGCUUCUCUAACAGGUGGAGAAGGUGUCUCCUUUACACCAGCAACACCUCCAGCUUCAGAGGAGGGAGCAGAGCAGGGUGUCGGCAAGGAGAACACAAGUUUCCUGAGAGCAACUGAAGCCACUUUCACAGAAAUUAUUACCAUGGUGACAAAAAGUCCUUCAACAACAAGUUCACUACCAGAAAGCGACCCCGUCAGAACUGCUGACACUUCCUGGGAGGAAGACUUCAGACUGCAGACACCUGCUGCUGCUCUCAGUCCCCUGAGCCGAGGACAGGCAACGCAACAGUCCACAACCUCAUCACCAACUUCAAUGAGAAGCGUCUCACAGACAACACAAGGAAGCCGACUCACCUCCAUCAAACCGAGAUCAGACAUCAACACGUCCACCGGAACCACAACAGCAACCUCGUACACAAUGACUGAAUCUGGAGAGCUGGCAGACAGCUCGCAGGAGAAAGACACAGAUGACUGGGAUGUGGCUCAGAAGAGGACGGUGCCGUUCUUCGCCUGGUCCCUGCUGGAGUCUGUGGGGUUGACUGACAUCCAGCUACAGCCAGACAGCAAAGAAUGCAGUCGCUCCUUCACCCUGCACAGCAGCGAUGGGCAAGCCAGACGGGAGAUGCCGGCUCUGGGGGAGAUGCUCCACUGCCUGACGGGACGAUGCCCCCAUGAGUACGAGAUGUACGGCUGCUACUGCGGACACGAGGGCGGGGGUCAACCUCUGGACCAGCUGGACAGGUGUUGCUUCUUCCAUCACUGCUGCCUGAAGCAGAUCAGCUCCAUGGGCUGCAGGUCAGAAAGGAAGCUCAGCGCUCAGAUCUCCUGUGAGAACGGGAAACCACGAUGUCAGGGCGUCACUGUAUGUGACAAGCUGCAGUGUGUGUGUGACAAAACCACUGCAGAGUGUAUGGCAGCGGCCCACUUUAACCACAGCCUGCCGUCGCAGCGGUGCCGCGGCCCCGGACCUCCCUGCCGCCGGGCCAGCAGACCCCCCAAACCACGCCUUUCCUCUGAGUCCAGCGAGGACAGCGAGGAGCCGGAGGGAGGACGCUCUGACGUGGAUGAUCCGACGCCCAACGGCAUGCAGGAAACAUCGACGGCUACAAACACACCUCCACCACACCGAGUUCAGAACAGUGAUGAAAGCUCUGACCUGAAGGACGAGGAGAAGUCAAAUCCUCCUGCUGGAUCGUCUGGCAGCUCCACACGUCCUCCUCCUCCAACUCCUCCUCCCCCGUCCAGUGAGGAGAGCAGAGAGUCGCCGACACACAGCGGGAUUCAAACCCACAACCACAGGCCGAGUGCAGGGCAGAGCCAAGGUCACCGACCAGCAGGGAGACCAGCAGGGCCCGGGGUGAAAGGUGAAGAGGAGGAGGAGGAGGAGGAGGAGGAGGAGGAGGGGGGAGGAGAGGAGGAAGAAGAAGAAGAAGAAGCGGAGAACAGAAACUAGAAGCGAAUGUAUUGCUUUUCAAAGGCAGCUUUGGGAUUUGAAGAAGUCAUUUUGGGGCUUCAUUGUUUAAACAUUAUUGUCAGGUAAUUUUGUUCCCAACAACAGAAGUUGUAAUUUAUAGAAAUGACGUCAAAAAUCAAAUAUUUACUUUGAUUUAUCAGGUUUUCUUCACAGAUUUGUGAACUGCAAAAAUGCUUUAGAGCACAUCAAGGAAAGAAGUGAAUUUAUUAAAAAAAAUAAAUAAAUAAAAGCAAACAUA
Messenger RNA from Siniperca chuatsi (mandarin fish), 3829 nucleotides. RefSeq names its product otoconin 90 (gene oc90). Gene Ontology annotation, cellular component: extracellular matrix. Gene Ontology annotation, molecular function: calcium ion binding; phospholipid binding. Gene Ontology annotation, biological process: lipid catabolic process; phospholipid metabolic process; arachidonate secretion. The coding region runs from base 778 to 3570 and encodes 930 amino acids. The transcript has 22 exons. NCBI's taxonomy places the organism in Eukaryota, Metazoa, Chordata, Actinopteri, Centrarchiformes, Sinipercidae. The record is from RefSeq and is a predicted model, not a curated record.